AUGGAGAAGAAGGUUAGAUCUGCUGAUGGAAAAGACUUUGUUUUCUUGUUCAAGGGCUCCCCCUUGAAUGACUUCCUCUAUCCAUUCAAGAAGGCAGCGAACCAAUGGGUGGCUAGAUACAUUAUUGUCAUAUUUGCCGUAAUUAUACGGUGCGCUGUUGGCUUGGGCUCGUACUCUGGAGAGAACACUCCUCCAAUGUUUGGUGAUUUUGAAGCACAGCGUCAUUGGCUGGAAAUCACCACAAGCUUGCCAAUGACACAAUGGUACUUUUACGACCUGGAAUACUGGGGCCUGGACUACCCACCUUUGACUGCUUUUCAUUCCUGGUUUUUGGGGAAAAUCGGAAACCUGAUAGACAGCAGCUGGUUUUUGUUGGAUGAAUCCCGUGGAAUAGAAAGCAUUGAUUUAAAAUCAUUCAUGCGGUUGACUGCGCUGUUCUCGGAAUUAGCAUGCUAUAUCCCCGCAGUCAUAAUUUAUACACGAUGGAUGGGACGAUACUACAAUAAAGCUCCUUCCAUUGAUCAAACAAUCAUUGCUGCCGCCAUAUUAUUUCUGCCAGAUCUUAUUAUCAUAGACCACGGACAUUUCCAGUAUAACUCGAUAAUGCUAGGUUUAUCCUUGCUUGCUUUGAAUAACUUGCUCUCUGACAAGUUAGCGCUGGCGUCUGUCUUGUUCACAUUAUCGAUAGGCUUCAAGCAAAUGGCGCUUUACUAUGCUCCCAUCUUUUUCUUUUACUUGCUUUCAUUGUGUUUUUUCCCACGCUUCAAAUUAACACGACUGGUCUAUAUUGCUGUAUCGGUGCUAAGUGCGUUGGCAUUCCUUUUUGGACCAUUCUUGUAUGCUGGUGGAAUAGUUCAAGUGAGACAGAUUUUUUUGAGAAUGUUCCCCUUCAAUAGAGGUAUAUUUGAGGAUAAAGUUGCAAAUUUCUGGUGUGCCACCAACGUGAUUAUAAAAUACAGAACAAUUUUUUCAACUGCCCAGCUGAAAAGCCUCUCUUUACUUCUUACAAUCCUAGGGAUGUCCCCAUCAUGUUAUGUCAUAUUUGUUACUCAUAGUAAAAGACUUUUAUCGUGGUGUCUUGCUUCCUGCUCGAUGUCUUUUUUCUUGUUUUCCUUCCAAGUUCAUGAAAAGUCAAUAUUGCUACCCUGGAUGCCAAUCACCUUACUAUUGAAUGAAGUAGACCCUGAUGUUAUUUCCAUGGUUUGCUGGUUUUGUAAUGUCAGUUUGUUUUCUAUGACACCGCUCUUGAAAAAAGAUGGACUUGUUUUGCAAUAUCUGGUUUUGGGAUUAUUGAGUAACUGGCUCAUGGGAAAUUUGAGUUGGGUACGUAAAUACACUAACUAUUUUAUUCCUUUUGUUUCGAAAAGGAAAAAUGCAAUUCCAGUUCUUCCACACAGCUGGUUUUGGAGAAUAAUUAUCGUUGGAUUUUACUUCUUUGCUGCAUUAUCACUUUAUCUUGAUUGCUUUGUUCCUCCACCAGCUAAUCUUCCAGAUUUGUGGGUUAUCAGUAACGUUCUAGUUUCUUUUGUGUCUUUUGGUUUGAUUUACCUUUGGCUCAAUUACAAAAUUUUCCAAAUUUAUAGCUCCAAACUAAAGCUACAAUAA
Molecule: messenger RNA, 1605 nt
Organism: Pichia membranifaciens NRRL Y-2026
Lineage: Eukaryota; Fungi; Ascomycota; Pichiomycetes; Pichiales; Pichiaceae
Exons: 1
Coding region: 1-1605 (534 amino acids)
Biological process (GO): protein N-linked glycosylation
Cellular component (GO): endoplasmic reticulum membrane
Molecular function (GO): dolichyl pyrophosphate Man9GlcNAc2 alpha-1,3-glucosyltransferase activity
Source: RefSeq, a predicted model, not a curated record